Messenger RNA from Astrephomene gubernaculifera, 2009 nucleotides. The record is from the annotation of a GenBank genome assembly. NCBI's taxonomy places the organism in Eukaryota, Viridiplantae, Chlorophyta, Chlorophyceae, Chlamydomonadales, Astrephomenaceae.
UGUUUCAACAGCUCGGUGGGGUGCAUAGCUCCCACGUUGGCACUUCUUCCGACAUCCCUGAUAUCGACGCUCUAGCAAGAAUGAAGAUUGCCUGCAUCGGUGCUGGCUAUGUGGGUGGCCCUACGAUGGCCAUGGUGGCCCUGAAGUGCCCCGAAAUCGAGGUGGUCGUAGUUGAUAUCAACGAGGAGCGCAUCAAGGCCUGGAACAGCGACAAGCUGCCUAUCUAUGAGCCUGGCCUACUUGAGGUUGUCAAGGAGUGCCGUGGCCGGAACCUCUUCUUCUCCACCGAUACCAGGAAGCAUGUUGGCGAGGCUGACAUUGUCUUUGUUAGUGUCAACACCCCAACCAAGACCUGCGGUAUUGGGGCUGGGAGGGCCGCGGACCUAACCUACUGGGAGGGUGCUGCUCGCCUUAUUGCAUCGGUGUCCACCAGCAGCAAGAUUGUUGUUGAGAAGUCCACGGUGCCUGUCAAGACCGCAGAGGCCAUUGGCAAGGUGCUGAAGCGCAACUGCCUGGACCCCAACGUCCAAUUCGAGAUUCUGUCAAACCCAGAGUUCUUGGCCGAGGGCACUGCGAUGGAGGACCUCCGUCACCCCGACCGCGUGCUGAUUGGUGGUGCUGACACCGAGAGCGGCCGCAAGGCCAUUGAUACCCUGGUCUCUGUCUACGCCCACUGGAUCCCGCGUGAGCGCAUCCUGACUGCCAACCUCUGGUCGGCUGAGCUUGCCAAGCUGACCGCCAACGCCUUCCUGGCACAGCGCAUCUCGUCCAUUAACGCCAUCUCGGCCCUGUGUGAGGCCACCGGCGCUGAUGUGCAGCAGGUGGCGCACGCCAUUGGCACGGACAGCCGCAUUGGAAACAAGUUCCUGAACGCCUCGGUGGGCUUCGGUGGCUCAUGCUUCCAGAAGGAUAUCCUGAACCUGUGCUACGUGUGCGAGUCGGUCGGCCUCAAGGAGGUGGCUGAGUACUGGUUCCAGGUGGUGUCCAUGAACGACUACCAGAAGCAGCGCUUUGUUGAGCGCGUCAUCAGCGCUAUGUUCAACACCGUGUCCCAGAAGAAGAUUGCCAUCUACGGCUUUGCCUUUAAGAAGGACACCGGUGACACCCGCGAGACCCCCGCCAUUGACGUCUGCAAGGGCCUGAUCCGCGAUGGCGCCAAGGUCUGCGUGUACGACCCUGAGGUCUCCCCUGAGCAGAUCUUCCGCGACAUGUCCACGCCCAAGUUCGAGUGGGACCGCCCCAACUACAGCCGCUCGCAGAGCCACAUGCUCGACAACGUGCAGGUGGUAUCGGAUGCGGCAGCCGCUGCUGAGGGCGCGCACGCAAUUUGCGUGCUGACCGAGUGGGAUGAGUUCAAGACCUAUGACUACCAGGCCAUGUAUGACAAGAUGGUGAAGCCCGCCUUCAUCUUCGACGGCCGCAACAUCCUGGACCACGCCAAGCUGCGCGAAAUUGGCUUCAUCGUGUACGCACUCGGCAAGCCGCUGGACCCCUUCCUGAUCAAGGGGUACUAAAUGCCUAACUUACAUGCCGAUGAGGGGAGGGCACUGGGUUAGCCAAGAUGACUUGCAUGGGUUAGGUUAAAUGGCCAUUUGCAUGGGUCGUGUAUAUACCAAUUUCAGUCGCCUGCAUGCUGCCACACUUUUGUUCAUGCUAUGGUUCUCCUAGGCUUCUAGGCUGGUCUUCAGGCUAGUGAUACAGCAAUAAAUUGUGAUUUUCUGACGUGGCAUUAUAGGCACAAAUUCCUACGAGCAGGAUCCGGACUGUGUGACGCCCUUUUUUUCCCUGGGAUAUGUACGUCCAUAUUGUCCGUGCUUUCUCUUCAGACUCGAACUGAAUCGAUGACCAGUUUGGUCUUGUAUGUCCCUGUGCCCUGACAUGUGCACUAUGGACCCACGCUGGGGCGAUUAUUGUUCUAAAUGUGACCUAUCGCAUGUGAUUAUGUUUGACAUCCGUUUUAAGCAGUGGGACCGCUUUCUGUAUUUUAUGUAAGGUAAUCGAUGCAAGGG